CCUCAUCCUCGGCCCCACACGGAGGGGGCGGAGCCAAGCGGAAGGCGCGCGGCUUGUGCGUCACUUCCGGUGAGUCUAGCGGCGACAACGGUAACAUGGCCCUGAACGGCUCUGAAGUCGACGACUUUUCCUGGGAGCCCCCGACCGAAGCGGAGACGAAGGUGCUGCAAGCGCGGCGGGAGCGGCAGGAUCGCAUCUCCCGGCUCAUGGGCGACUACCUGCUGCGUGGUUACCGCAUGCUGGGCGAGACGUGCGCGGACUGCGGGACGAUCCUCCUCCAAGACAAACAGCGGAAAAUCUACUGCGUGGCUUGCCAGGAGCUCGACUCAGACGUGGACAAAGAUAAUCCGGCUCUGAAUGCCCAGGCUGCCCUCUCCCAAGCUCGGGAGCACCAGCUCGCCUCUGCUUCGGAGCCCCCCUUGGGCUCUCGGCCUGCCCCUCAGCCCCCAGUACCCCGUCCAGAGCACUGUGAGGGAGCUGCAGCAGGGCUCAAGGCAGUCCAGGGGCCGCCCCCUCCUGCUGUGCCUCCAAAUGCAGAUGUCGUGGUCUGCACACAAGAGGCUCUCCUGCAGAAACUGACCUGGGCCUCAGCAGAGCUGGGCUCUAGCACCUCCCUGGAGACUAGCAUCCAGCUGUGUAGCCUUAUCCGGGCUUGUGCUGAAGCUCUGCGCAGCCUGCAGCAGCUGCAACACUAAAGA
Messenger RNA from Globicephala melas (long-finned pilot whale), 698 nucleotides. It is a transcript of the gene ZNRD2, whose product is annotated as zinc ribbon domain containing 2. NCBI's taxonomy places the organism in Eukaryota, Metazoa, Chordata, Mammalia, Artiodactyla, Delphinidae. The record is from RefSeq and is a predicted model, not a curated record.